Durusdinium trenchii is the source of this 1045-nucleotide messenger RNA. The record is from the annotation of a GenBank genome assembly. NCBI's taxonomy places the organism in Eukaryota, Dinophyceae, Suessiales, Symbiodiniaceae.
CCCCUUCUUCGGUUUCAUUCCUUCGACCACGACUCCCACAUAGUCCCACCACCAUUUGUAUCGCGAUGGCCUGGACUCCAGUGCUUGGCCUAUGCUGUAUGCUUGGAGGUUCCUUUUGCUUCUCACUGAUGGCUCUCUUAGCUGCAGAGCUGGGCUCCGGCAGAGCCUCACCUCAUAAAUUCGAGCCCUUCGAGCUUGUUUUUUGGCGCUCGCUCUUCAUGCUUGGCAUCACGUUGGGCAGUUCCCUUGCCAAAGGCGUUCGACCGCUGGGGCCGUCGUCUGGGAAGAUCCGGCUGAUCUUGGUGUUUCGUGGCCUCUGUGGAGUGGGCUUUAUGGCGGCCUAUUACUAUUCACUGGCGGUACUUCCAAUGUCCGACGCAGUGGUGCUCACCUACACCAGCCCUGUCCUGACUGCAGUGGGAGCGACGCUUCUUCUGGGAGAGGUUUGGCAUGGCCUGGAUUUCCUGGGCUCUGGGCUGUGCCUGGCUGGUGUGAUGAUGAUCAGCAAACCUCCAAUCCUUUUGCAUCUGCUGGGCUUGCAGGAGGAAAGCGUGGAGCUUUCACCGCUGGGCCUGCUGGCUGCCUUGCUCGCGGCGUUUUGUGCCACCGCUGUGUAUUUGGUGAUUCGAAUCCUCAAGGACAAAGAUGUGCAUUCCUUGGUCUUCGUGAACUAUCUGGCCUUGGCUGCAGUGGUGACUUCUCCUGUCUUGGGUGCUGUCUUAGAGGAACGCUGGGACCGAAGUGUGAUCUUCCAGCCAGCGCUGGGCCUCCUCUUCCUGCUAGCAGCCCUGGCAUCACUGGGAGAAACGCUCUUGGCGGUUGGCUUAAAGCUGGAAACUGCCGCGAAAGCCACAUCCAUGAACUACUUGCAGGUGGUCUUCGCUUUCUUCUUCCAGGGCGAUGUCUUGCACGAAUCCAGUGACGAAGUGAGCAAGAUCGGGGCACUGAUGAUUUCUACCUGGGGUGUGGUGGCGCUGGCAAAGGAGAUGUUUGCUGAGGAGGAGAAGGCAAACACUGCCAAUGAGCCCCUGCUGAAGUGAAAGCA